This is a messenger RNA of Meira miltonrushii, 1957 nucleotides long. RefSeq lists its product as uncharacterized. The record is from RefSeq and is a predicted model, not a curated record. NCBI's taxonomy places the organism in Eukaryota, Fungi, Basidiomycota, Exobasidiomycetes, Exobasidiales, Brachybasidiaceae. Gene Ontology annotation, cellular component: membrane. Bases 119 to 1801 code for a protein of 560 amino acids. Gene Ontology annotation, molecular function: acetyl-CoA transmembrane transporter activity. The transcript has a single exon.
CGUACGCUGUGUGUGUAUAUGCAUUCUAGAAGAAAGGAGAGAGAGAGAGAAGAACACGAAGCCACUUUACACUUCUUCUUCUUCAUCCUCUCGCCAGUGCUUCAAAAGAUCAUCAAUCAUGCCUUCAAAAAGGGCAUCAACAAAGAAGCCAGAUUCACAUAGCGUUGAUCUUAGCGCAACUCAAUCAGCUGACGAUCUUAAAGCGGCAACGCAAAAUGGAUCAUCAACUUUGGACGGUGGAAAUGAGAAGGGACAUACAGAAUUACACGCCGCCGAUAUAAAGGCAAUCGUUCUGCUGGUCAUUUUGUAUUUCUUACAAGGUAUUCCCGUCGGCUUGGCUUUCGGAACAAUGCCAUUCUUAUUAAAAGCAAGAUUGUCAUAUAGUGAUAUAGGAAUAUUCUCCCUUGCAACAUAUCCUUACUCGCUCAAGUUGCUAUGGAGUCCAAUCGUUGACAGUUGCUUCGUGAACUCCUGGCGAGUUCCUUUUUUGAACAUCAAUUUGAGCUUGGGAAGACGUAAAUCUUGGAUCGUUCCUAUUCAAUUGAUCGUCGGUGCAAUGUUGUAUGCUUUAUCCGAACAUGCAGAUGCGCUACUUUUGGUCGAGAUGCCUAACGUAUAUCUCAUCACUGCACUCUUCUUCACCCUUGUCCUAUUUGCCGCCACUCAAGAUAUUGCCGUUGACGGCUGGGCUUUGACAUUGCUAUCAGACGAAAAUUUGAGCUAUGCAAGUACGGCUCAAACAGUAGGUCUCAAUACCGGAUACUUCCUAAGUUUUACCGUUUUCUUGGCCUUCAACAGCGUGGAGUUCUGCAACAAAUAUAUGCGUACUAUACCUUUGGAGUAUCCAAUUCUCUCUCUAGGUGCAUAUCUCAAGCUGUCAGCCUUAUGCUUCUUGUUCGUCACAACCUGGUUGUUAUUCUUCAAGAAAGAAGAUGCGGAACGCUCUGGCAAGGCCGAUAUGGAUCUGAGAAGCGUUUACGACACGAUGAUGCGAAUCUGCAAGCUAAAGCAUGUGCAAACGUUUAUCAUCAUUCACUUGGUCGCCAAGAUUGGUUUCCAGGCAAACGAUGCAGUAACCGGUCUUAAAUUGGUGGAAAAAGGUUUCGGAAAAGAGGACUUAGCAUUGACGGUUUUGAUCGAUUUCCCUUUUCAAAUCAUUUUGGGCUAUUUGGCCGCCAGAUGGUCGAAAGGUGACAAUGCUUUGCGUCCUUGGUUGGUGGGUUAUGUGGCAAGGUUGGGCUUUGCUAUUACCAGUAUGGCGAUCGUGGCCGGCUUUCCCAGUACAACCGCUAGUGAUGGCAGUAAGGUAGCCAUUCCGUUGAGCUACUUCUUACUGAUCGCCGUUACGACAGUCACUUCAAGUUUUGCAUCAACGGUUCAAUUUGUCGGUAUUUCCGCCUACCAUACACAAAUUGCAGAUCCGUUGAUCGGUGGUACGUAUAUGACCUUAUUGAAUACCGUCAGUAAUUUGGGUGGAACAUGGCCUCGUCCUCUGGUCUUGAAAUCGGUCGACUUGUUCACCAAUUCAAGAUGCUCGGUCACUUUGGGAGAUAAGAUGGUUGAAAUCUUACCAAAAUUAGUCAACAAUAGUGGAGAAUGUACGAGCGAUUUAGGUAAAUCAGCUUGUAAAGCUGCAGGCGGACAUUGUAUCAUCGAACGCGAUGGGUACUUUAUCACAUCUGGAAUAUGUGUCGUUUUAGGCGCAAUCGUCAUGGUAGGCUUCAUUUUGCCUAAAGCAAGACAGCUACAAAAGCUACCCGCAGCUGCAUGGCGGGUAAGCACGGAUAAACGAAGUGCAUAGAAUCUUCUUUCUUCAUGGGUGGACAACAAACAAUUCUGCGAACAAUGUUUAUUUGUACUAUAAGCAUUUCUUUCAUCAUCAUCAUGCGAAAACAAUACAUGACUUCGUCGUAAAAGCGAGUGGAUAUAUUAAUUUUGGAUAUAUGAGACAAAAAUA